Messenger RNA from Mya arenaria, 1227 nucleotides. RefSeq lists its product as uncharacterized. The record is from RefSeq and is a predicted model, not a curated record. The transcript has 3 exons. Gene Ontology annotation, cellular component: plasma membrane. NCBI's taxonomy places the organism in Eukaryota, Metazoa, Mollusca, Bivalvia, Myida, Myidae. Gene Ontology annotation, molecular function: G protein-coupled receptor activity. Gene Ontology annotation, biological process: adenylate cyclase-activating G protein-coupled receptor signaling pathway. The coding region runs from base 1 to 1227 and encodes 408 amino acids.
AUGAUGGUGCCAAAUAGCACGACAAAGCCAGAAUUAUUUGAUCUUCCAGUUUACUGGUUGGCUAAUGAAAUGUUUUACUAUAUACACAUACCCGCAAUUGUAUGCUUACUCGCGAGUCUCAGCUGUGCAGUUGCCACCAUUGUUCUGUUCUUCAAGCGUCGCAAUGCUGGUGAGUUUUUUACUAAGUGGUCUAAAGGAGAGAGGCUUGUCGUCUACAUUUCAACUUGCGAUGGGAUGUUCUGUGCCUCUCAUUUGAUUGACCAUCUACAGAUUCUGUUCUCUUUGGAUCACGUGAGACCCAAAGAGCUGUGUGCAUUUUACGGAUUUAUCAUGACUCUCUUUGUUGUUGCCCAGAUUCUCAUCGUGAAUGUCGUGGCUGUCAACGUCUUCGUCAUGAUGUUCCUGAAUAAGAAAUUUUCCUUCGGCAAGUAUGACAGCAGGUUGCUGAUCUGGGCGUUUGUGGUCCCCUUCACUGGGGCAACUGUUGCAGCCACGUAUGAGCAGUUCGGGCCGAUGGGAGUUUCAUGCUAUUACGACGCUAUCAAUGGCCACGUAGCAAAUAUGGUCCUCACUACAAUCCCAGUACCAGUGAUCCUGGUUAUCAACAUCGUGCUCUACAUACUUAACUUCAUCAGGAUUCGCAGCGAUGCAAUAAACCGCAAGCAAGUCAUCGGCUCAAAUACGAAAGCUAUGCCUUUCAAGGGCCACAUGGCAAAUAUGGUCCUCACUACCAUCCCAGUGCCAGUGAUUCUGGUUACCAACAUCGUGCUCCACAUAUUUACCUUCAUCAGGAUUCGCAGCGAUGCAAUGAUCAGUAAACACAGACUCGGCACAAAUGCGAACGCUGUUGGGCGCCACAUUAAAGCUGCUAAGAGAAUGCUAACGUUCGUCUUUGCGUUCGUAGUUCAAUGGUGGUGUUUUGGUCUCUUUGGAGCUUGGUCACUUUUUGUGGACAGUCCAUUGGAAAUACCGGAGAUUUUGAACUACUUCGGGGUCGUAUUCACCAACCUCGGGGGUGUCUUCAACUUGAUAGUGUAUCUCCUGGUGUUUAAAGAUAAAAGUAGGCAGCUCAAGUCUAAGCCACAACAGAUGAAGAACGAAAAGAUCGAUGACCUUCAGGAAUUAACCGUCACAAGAGCAAAGAAACAACAUAUUUUUCCGAAAUGCGAAAAGGAAGCAAUUUUGGAAAUGAUAAAAAAACGCAAAAGCGACAGAUGUCUGAUGUAG